AUGUCUUCUCGCGAUCUAUUGCAACGUCGAGGAACCACAUUCUCUGGUGACACUAUUUGGGAGAACUCUCCACUCGUAAAAGCAGCUAUUAAUGGAAGCUUAGCUGUCAUGGACGGCAUCGAAACACUUUCUUUUGGCACAUUAGCCACACUACAACGUCUAAUCAAAGAGCGCGAAAUUUCUUUACCCGAUGGAAAACAACUAAUUAAUCAUGAACGAUACCAGAACCUUGUUCAAAAACACGGAUUCACUUCUGAAAUAUUAGCAAAUCGUGGUAUAUUUCCUAUUAAUCCAACAUUCCGAAUUGUGGUUUUGGCAAGACCGGUUAGUAGUGGAAGUGGCGGAAGUGAAGGAAAGCCUGGUGCUUGGCUUUCGCCUGAAGUUAGUGCCAUGUUUCAGUUUGUUGCUGUUAGACUACUCGAGUAUCAGGAAGAAACUGAAGUUUUACAUGCUUUAUCUCCUGGAGUUAAUGAAAAGAGCCUUGAGCUUCUUUUACGUUUCGCCAAUCGGCUUAGGCAGGAUACAGAUGAGACAAUAAAGAUUUUGUCUGAUGCACUUUCUACUCGACAAUUAAUUCGAAUUUGUCGUCGUAUAACUGCAUUUCCUGAUGAAAGCUUAUACGAUUCCAUUCACAAAGCGUCACUCUCACGAUUUCUACCGUCACUUGCCAAAGAAGCUCUUGAAGAAAUAAUGAUAGAAAAUGGGAUCACUCCCCCCAAUACCAAACCAAAAAUAGAAGAGCUGAAAAUCGAAGUCUUCCCCUCUGUCUCAAAUCCCGAGUACCUUCAAAUCGGAAACAUCAAACAACCAAUUGCCAAGGACUCGAAUCCGUUACUUGUUCCGGACAAUUUAUUGUUGAUUGGAAACCAAGGAGUCGGAAAGAAUAAAUUGGUCGAUUACUUUUUGCAGCUUUUGAAGUUACCUCGCGAAUAUAUUCAACUUCAUAGAGACACUACAGUUCAAAGUUUGACAUCCACCCCUUCGAUCAUUGAUGGUGUUCUCCAACAUGAAGAUUCUCCACUAGUGAAAGCUGUGAAGUCUGGAUACAUUCUCGUCAUCGACGAAGCUGACAAAGCCCCGACAUACGUUACAGCGGUUCUCCGUAAUCUUAUCGAAGACGGUGAAAUGGUGUUAGGCGAUGGUCGACGUAUCGUUUCUCGAGUUAUUGAAAAGUUGGAAAAUGAUAAUGAAGACGAAUAUAUUCUUGUUCAUAAAAAUUUUAGAAUCAUUGUUUUGGCGAAUCGGCCAGGAAAUGACUUUUAUCGUGAAAUCGGUGAUGUAUUCAGUUGUCACGCAGUAGACAACCCAGAUCCUGCAUCAGAAAUGUAUUUACUCCUAAAAUACGCGCCAGACAUUUCUCAAGAGUUGCUGUUGAAGCUUACGGCAGCAUUCAGCGAUUUAAGACGACUGGUCGACGAAGGACUGAUUUCGUAUCCUUAUUCGACUCGUGAGCUCGUCAAUAUCGUGAAACAUAUGCAGCAAUACCCCAAAGAAGGUGUCUCUCAAAUUCUUCAAAACGUAUUUGACUUCGAUCAAUACGAUAAAGACUCGAAAGUGCUUUUGAUUGAAACUUUUCAGAAACAUGGAAUCCCGAUUGGAUUAAACUCCGAACUUUCCGUGCAACUUGGUAAAUUUGUAUCGUUGAGUGAACCAGUUGUUACUGAAAUUUGGACUAAAGCUACUGCUUCUCGACAGAGAACUCUUCAAGUUAGCGGCAAUAAGAUCGAGCUUCGGGGCGGCUGGGAAUUUCAUGUGAAUAAAACUAAAGAACUUGAGCGGACUGAGGGUCGCACAACUACAUUCACCGAACAAAUAUACAGUUUUAAGAUUCCUACGCGUGGCGAAGCAUUAGAUAUUGUUGGGUUAGAAGAUGGAUCUCUUUUUGCUGUCACUACUAAUCCCAUAACAUUGCAUCACAUCGAUAAAGAACAUCAUCUAAGCAAAAGUGUUGAAUUAUAUGAGUAUUUCCCGCUUAAAGACGUCCCUCCACGAAUAAAACUUGCAAUUGUUCAAGCUCAUGGGUCCGCGUGGUUCUUGACUCUACAUGAUCCCGAGAACAAUUCUGUGGUCGUAAUGGAUUAUAUUGGAAGGACUGUUAAUUCAAUUAAAUUGACUGGACUUGCUAAACAGACACGAAAAAUUAUGGUGAAAGAUUUUGCAUCACUUGGAAUUUUAGUAUUCUAUCAAUUCUUUAAAUCCUCGAUUGUUGUCCUGGAUUUCAAUUCCAAUACAGAGUACAUGAUUACAUUGCCUAUAAACGUUGCUCAGCUUUAUUUAUUAAAACCAGAUAUAUGGUUAGUUCGCGAUUGCGCAAAUGGCUCUUACCACAUUAUUUAUCCUACAGCUAGGAAUACUGAAUGGCAAGCAAAAUUACUGCUUCCGAAUGUAAUCGAGCAAAUCGAGAUUAAAAAUUUGUCCGCUGAUUUACCGCACCAACCGAUUACUUUUAUGUCUCAAGAUGGAGUUCCUAGAGCAAACGUUUCAUCAGCUCGAUUCCUACACACAAAAAACGACACCUUUGCAUUAUCAAUUGCUUCUAAUCUCCCGGAAUCAUUAAUUUCAAAUAAAAAUGAUAUAAAGCCGAUUGAGAUAGUUUCAUAUACACGUGAACCUGAAGAUAAUGCUCGUAAUCUUUUUGAAAAUAUAGGCAAUUCUUCACUGUUUUUGACUCGAACUGGUCAAUUGGCGACUGUGAUUCCAGUGAAGAACGGGCGGAAUUGUGGAUAUUUGGAAUUAUUUAACCCAGUACAACAGACUCUAUGGCGAAUUGUAAUUCCAUUAGCAAUUCCUGUUUCUAUUGCAGAAAAAAGUAAAUUCAGUCAAGCAGAUUUAGAAUUGCAACAGAUAGCUGCGUUAUUACUGGAGUUACCAAAUGGGGAUUUACUAACAAUGGAUAAUAGCGGUGUUGUGCGUGUAUGGCAAGUUAACGCGGGAGAAUUAAUUCGUGCUGCAGAUACUUGGAAGAAAUUUGUUGGCGUGCUGGAUCAGCAUGUGUUAUCUAUAAUAUACGAAACAGACGAGAUACAAGAGGAAAAUUUAGCAAAUGGAAAUAAAUCUGGUGUUGGAACUGGUGGAUCCGAAGAAUUUAAAGGCAGAGAGCCGACUUUUAUUGAUGUAGACAACUUAAUCCUGAGGGAUGAAGCCAAAACACCUUUAGAGCUGACAGAAGCACAAAAAGAAAUGCACACACUAGUAAUGCGCCAACGCCUCGAACAAAUAACAAUGACGCAGUCCGAUUCUGAUAUAUACCGUGGUUACUUAGCAAACGUACAACGCGAAAUACGCGAACUUCGCGUGAUACUCGAAGGCAUCGAAGCGAAAAAGAAAGAACGGGUUUGGUUGAAAAGUCAAAGUUCUGGUGAUAUUGAUGAUACUAAAUUGAUUGAAGGACUAACAGGCGACCAUAAUAUUUAUAAGCGUCGCGGAGAAAACGAUCCAGAGAUUGGAUUCUUUCAGGAGAAACCGAAGAAAAUGUAUUUUGUGUUUGAUUUAAGUGCCAGCAUGCAUCGAUUCAACACACACGACCGUCGUUUGGACCGGUCAAUCGAAGUAGCAUUAAUGAUAAUGGAAUCAUUUAAAUCUUUCGAAAACAAAUUCGAGUACCGUAUUGUCGGACACAGUGGCGAUUCGCCAAACGUCGAGUUUGUCACGCAUGGAAAGUACCCUAAGACUGAAAAAGACAUUUUCAAAGUUUUGAAAGAGAUGUUUACGCAUUCGCAGUUUUAUAAUACAUUGAACGCCGCUUCACACGCCAUAAAAGAUAUUGUUAAAGAACAAGCCGAUGAUUACUUUGUCGUCGUGUUAUCAGAUGCGAAUAUUUCACAGUAUAAUAUUAAACCGGAUGAUAUUGCUAAAGUGCUGAAAUCAGAUGAACGAGUAUCAGCGUUCAUGAUAUUCAUUGGCUCAUUACAGGAUCAAGCCGAAAAGCUCCGAAAGAACCUUGCGGGACAUGCACAUAUUUGUAUGGAGAACUCGGAACUGCCGCGUAUUAUGAAAUCGAUCUUUUUGUCGUCAAUGUUAAAGUGA
Ambispora gerdemannii is the source of this 4026-nucleotide messenger RNA. The record is from the annotation of a GenBank genome assembly. Lineage: Eukaryota; Fungi; Glomeromycota; Glomeromycetes; Archaeosporales; Ambisporaceae.